Paraphaeosphaeria sporulosa is the source of this 2592-nucleotide messenger RNA. Its product is annotated as TPR-like protein. The record is from RefSeq and is a predicted model, not a curated record. Gene Ontology annotation, molecular function: RNA polymerase II cis-regulatory region sequence-specific DNA binding; chromatin DNA binding; protein binding. The transcript has 7 exons. The coding region runs from base 1 to 2592 and encodes 863 amino acids. Lineage: Eukaryota; Fungi; Ascomycota; Dothideomycetes; Pleosporales; Didymosphaeriaceae. Gene Ontology annotation, biological process: regulation of gene expression.
AUGGCGAGCCACCAGCAGCCCUCGCCCACCACGGGCAUGCCGCCGCACCAUGGAGGCCCGCAUCUCGGGCAUCCGCAGCCCAACGGCCAUCCUCAACAUAUGAGCCAGCCGAAGACGCCGUCGCAGUAUCUCCAGCAGCUCACCGAGUCUGUCUGGACCAAUCUAGGAUCGCUGUCGGAGCAAAUGCAGGAUCUCGACGGCGCAAUGCAAUGCUACGAGCAGGCCCUGAAGCAUAACCAGUGGUCCAUUCCUGCUAUGCAAGGUAUCGCAUGCAUUCUUCGCGCGCGGGACCAGUUCCCUCAUGCUGUUGAAUAUCUGCGCACCAUCCUCAAGGUCGAUCCUGCCAACGGCGACGUGUGGGGUAGCCUCGGCCACUGUUACCUCAUGAUGGACGAUCUGCAGCAAGCGUACUCGGCUUAUCAGCAGGCCUUGUAUCAUCUGUCUGACCCCAAGGAGCCCAAGCUUUGGUACGGCAUUGGCAUCCUCUAUGAUCGGUACGGGUCAUUGGAGCACGCCGAAGAAGCUUUCUCUCAAGUGAUGCGCAUGGAGCCAAACUUCGAGAAGGCCAACGAAAUCUACUUUCGACUUGGCAUAAUAUACAAGCAACAACAAAAGUUCAACCAGAGUCUUGAUUGUUUCAAGUACAUCGUCACCAACCCGCCUCGUCCGUUGACUGAAGAGGACAUCUGGUUCCAGAUCGGACACGUCUACGAACAACAGAAGGAGUUCGACUCGGCCAAGGCCGCGUACAGACGUGUGCUGGAACGUGACCCCAACCACGCCAAAGUGCUGCAACAGUUGGGCUGGUUGCACCACCAGCAAAGCAGCAACUACGCUAGUCAAGAACAGGCUAUCGAGUACCUCGAGAAAUCAGUGGCUUCUGAUCAAACGGACGCACAGAGCUGGUACUUGCUCGGGCGCUGCUACAUGUCACAGCAGAAGUACCCCAAAGCUUAUGAAGCCUAUCAGCAGGCUGUCUACCGAGACGGCCGUAAUCCGACUUUCUGGUGCUCUAUCGGUGUGCUUUACUACCAGAUCAACCAGUAUCGCGAUGCCCUUGACGCAUACUCCCGAGCCAUCCGCCUCAAUCCCAAUAUUAGUGAGGUUUGGUACGAUCUCGGCACUCUGUACGAAUCAUGCAACAACCAGACAGCCGACGCGUUGGACGCCUAUCAACGCGCUGCUGACCUUGAUCCGUCUAACGUGCACAUCAAAGCGCGUCUUCAACUACUCCAAAACGGACAGACCACAGCCGGCAUGCCCAACCAAGGCAGUGCACCAGCACCUCAGGAUGUCCAUCCUCAGGCAUAUCAGCCUGCCUCUAUCCAUGGACCUGCGGCGCCUCAGUGGGGUGCCCCUCAACCCCAGCAGCCUCCUCAGGGCCCUGCUCCGCCUGCUCUAGGUGCUUCCGAGUGGAACAGGCCUUUGGCCCAGAUUCGCGAACCAGGGCUCCCUCCUCAGCAACUGAACCCUUACGACCAGCGAGAAGGCAUUCGCCCGCCUGCGCAGCAUGCUACCCAACGACCACCGAGCCCGUUGAAGCAGGAGCCAAUGCGUCCCUACCAGGAACCUUCGCGUCCUCCCACCAACGGGCCUGGUCCCUCCGGUCCUACUGGGCCUCCAGGACCUCCUCCGCCAGGUGGCAUGCGUCGCGGGCUUUCGCCGUCUCCUAAGACUCAUCACGCUGCUCCCAGCCCUUAUCACCCACCGCCUCCCCAGCUGACGCCUCAAGCGUCCCAGGCGCAGCCUCACCUGCCUCCACAUCAGCAACAGCAGGCUCAGCAGCAGCAACAAGGCCCUCCGCCACCACCUCUCAACCGUAUCUCGAACCCUAACUAUGGGGCACAUGCGAACAACGGUCCCCCGCCACCACCUCCGCCGCCUACUGGAUUGAAUGGCCCUGCACAGGGUCCUCCACAAUAUCCUCGCAUUGGCAGCCCGGCUCCCGAGGUUCGUCCUAUUGUCGAAAACAAUAGGGCUGGAUCCCCUCGCAACGGGUACCAGGGCCAAUUCCAUCAUCCUGACCCAUCUGCUGUCGGUGGCAUUGCCAGUGGUGCCCCGCCGCCUGCCUCUGCUCUGGUAGCUGCUGAGCAAGCUGCCCGUGACCGAGAAGAUCGCCCUCCUACGGCACCUCCCAAGCGCCAUCGUGAGUGGGAGGAUGGCGAACACCCACACCCCAAGCCACCUACGAAUGACGAGAAGCGUCAGAAACUGGAGGAGCCUCACAGCCGACGCCCAUCUCCGCCCCACCGCAUGUCGUCGCCACAGGUACCGCGUCACAGCCCUCAAGAUGGUCCAGAUCCUCGUCGGUUCAACGAUGGUUACCACCCGUCGGAAGCCGCUCAUCAUCCGCCAUCGUUGCCUCCAAUGAGCACGCCGCAGCCAAUGCCUCCACGCGUGUCUGAGACACCCAAACAGGAGCGCCCAGAGCAUCAUGAGCCGGCAGCUCGUCACGUGGAAGUCGAUGAGAACUACGAUGACGACGGCGAGGAGAACAAACCUGCCGCGGCCAAAUCUGAGCGUAGCAGCCCCCGCGGUGCUUCAACUAACGGCGCAUCGCACGCCCCUACGCCGGUGGAGUCGAAGUCGUAG